This is a messenger RNA of Pipistrellus nathusii (Nathusius's pipistrelle), 738 nucleotides long. NCBI's taxonomy places the organism in Eukaryota, Metazoa, Chordata, Mammalia, Chiroptera, Vespertilionidae. The record is from the annotation of a GenBank genome assembly.
AUGCGGUGGUGUCUCCUCCUGAUCUGGGCCCAGGGGCUGAGACAGGCUCCCCUCCUGGCCUCAGGAGCCGUGCCAGGCAGACUAGGGACCGCGGGGAACAUUUCUGCGGAGGAAGGCAGCUCCGUCACCUUACAGUGUCACCUCUCCUCCACCUCAGCCACGGUGACGCAGGUGGACUGGACGCAGCAGGGCCGGUUUCUAGCCAUUCAUCACGCUGAGUCCGGCUGGUCCGUCUACCCGGCGUUCAGGGAGCGGGUGGUCCCCCGCCCGGACCUGGGCCUCACCCUGCAGGCGCUGACUGCAAACGACACCGGGGUGUACUCCUGCAUCUAUCACACCUUCCCGGACGGCAUCUACAGAGGGAGACUCUUCCUGGAGGUCCUGCGAAGCUCAGGCGCUGGGCACCUCCCGGGGCUCCUCCUCCCCCUGCUUGGGGUCCUGCUGCUGGUGGUCAUCUGCACCGUGGUCACAGCGGUGGUCAUGUUGGCCAGAAAGAAGAAAUUUCUCAGAAUUCGCUCUGCAGAAAGUGGCCUCAGGAGCGUGCCAUGUGGACAGGAGGAAUGGGAGCUCAGGGUUCCGGCCGCCCCUGCCAGCUGCGUCGGGGUAGAAGCUGCGGCUGCUGGUUCAGGCUCAUGCAGAGAGCAGAGGGACGAUGACUAUGACGAGCCACACGACUACUUCAACGUCCUGAGCUACAGGAGCCUCGGGGACAUCAGCUUCCCAGCAGAGACUGGUUAG